CUAACACUUGUCUGAGUGUCCCAGCAGGAGGAGCAGGUGCACACUUAAUGGGCGGCUCUGCAAGCCUCCGUGAGGAAGUGAGCACUGAGACAGGAGCUGCUGUGGCCUUGCCUGCUGGAGCCUCACACGAGGUCCAGGGUCCUGGUCAGCCCAGUGCAGGGCUGGACAGCCGGGACCCACUGAGGAGGCGACAGACUGCUCCAGGGACCGGAAGUCAUGAACAAGAAACACAAUUAGAGGAAGUCAAAAAGCAGGGCAAAAAGCAGGAUAGAAGGAAGAUGAAGAAAGAUUUCCGGAACUACGGGCGCAUCCUUCUCAGCUUCCUGGUUGGGGUCCUGGUGCUGAGAGUCCAGAGCUACUACUCCUCUCCAGCGCAGCAGGUGCCCCGGAACCCAGCCUUGGAGGCCUUCUUGACUCAGUUCAGCCAGCUAAAAGAGAAAUUUCCGGGCCAGAGUCCCUUCGUGUGGCAGAGAGGGCGAAAGUUUCUUCAGAAGCAUCUCAACUCCUCAGACCCCAGCGAGCCGGCCACCAUCAUCUUCACGGCGGCCCGGGACGGGAGGGAGACCCUCCGGUGCCUGAGCUACCACGUGGCCGACGCCUACACGUCUUCCCACAAGGGCUCGGCCAUUCAGCUCGACGGGGCCCAGAGGAGCUCUCAGGACAGUGACACCGUCAAGCUCUGGGUUGACCUGGAGCUGAGCUCGGGAUUCGAGAACGGCCAGAAGGCUGCCGUGAUCCACCAUUUUGAAUCCCUGCCCGCGGGCUCCGCCUUGAUUUUCUACAAAUAUUGUGACCACAAGAAUGCGGCCUUUAAAGACGUGGCCCUGGUCCUGACCGUGCUGCUAGAGGAAGAGACAUUAGAAGCAAGCGUGAGCCCCAGAGAAACAGAAGAAAAAGUGAGAGAUCUGCUCUGGGCCAAGUUCACCAAUGCAGACACCCCCAGCUCCUUCAGCCACAUGGACUCGGACAAGCUGAGCGGGCUCUGGAGCCGCAUCUCACACCUUGUGCUGCCAGUUCAGCCCGUGAGGGGCAUCGAAGAGCAGGGCUGCCUGGUGUGAGGGCGCGGGAGGCCGGGCUGCCUGGUGUGAGGGCAGCGCAGGGCAUUGUCAGGAAGGGGCUAGAUUAGCACAGCUUAUGGUUGGAAAAAAAGGGCUCCUCUCUCACUUUCUUGGCGAGGUUCUUUGUGAUCGAAGCUUCCACAAUGCUGACUACCGCCCUUCUCCCUCCCCGCAUCUUGCCUUUGACAAAGCCAAUCGAGAUACAGCGGGGUCUACAGAACUAAGGAAUUGUCUUUAAUCCCAAAGUAACAGAAUCAUUGCAUAGGAAGAGUCUUUUCAGGACCACCGAGUGACUUUGUCUUGAGUGAUGUUCUAACUAGCCGUUUUGGGUAGUGCUUGGACUCAGAGGAAAGUAAUUAGGGUGUGAGGCAGUGAUUU
This is a messenger RNA of Ochotona curzoniae (black-lipped pika), 1436 nucleotides long. Its product is annotated as torsin-1A-interacting protein 2-like. The transcript has 3 exons. Gene Ontology annotation, molecular function: ATPase activator activity. Bases 48 to 1058 code for a protein of 336 amino acids. Gene Ontology annotation, cellular component: membrane; endoplasmic reticulum. The record is from RefSeq and is a predicted model, not a curated record. Lineage: Eukaryota; Metazoa; Chordata; Mammalia; Lagomorpha; Ochotonidae. Gene Ontology annotation, biological process: endoplasmic reticulum organization; membrane organization.